This is a messenger RNA of Dreissena polymorpha, 1729 nucleotides long. RefSeq lists its product as uncharacterized. Bases 1 to 1482 code for a protein of 493 amino acids. Lineage: Eukaryota; Metazoa; Mollusca; Bivalvia; Myida; Dreissenidae. The transcript has a single exon. The record is from RefSeq and is a predicted model, not a curated record.
AUGAGUUACGAAAAGACUAAAGUAAAGGACGUUUAUAAAGGCAGCACCUUUGACAAGGCUGCAUACACUGCAUAUGAAGCAGUGAAGGCUGAACGAGAUGCCCUGAAGGAGUCAGAAGCUGUUUAUAAAAGAAAGGUUCUUGCUCUAGAAGAAGACGCUGAGAACCUUCUUAAAUCCUAUCAGGGGAUAUAUGCUGAAAAUAAAGUCCUCAGAAGCAAGGUAGAACAUGGACCCGAUGCAGCAAGAAUCAAAACAUUUAGAAGUGAAAUUCGACGAUUGGAGGAAAAGGUUACAGCACAGAGAAACGAUAAUAACAUGCUUAAGGAUGAAAUCGAGCGACUACAAAAACAACUGAAUUCCACGUCUGAAGAUAAAAAGCGAAUAGAUGAAGCUUUUAAAAUUGAAAGAGGUUUACACGUGGACAAAACUGGGUCGCUUGAAAGAGAAAAAAAUGAACUUGAAGAGAAAAUUGUAAAGCUCGAAAGGCAAAUACAAGAAUAUGAACACAGAAUCAAUAACUACGAAAAUGAAUCCGAUGGGUUGUUAAAUAGAUACAAGGAUCUCAAACGGGACAAUCUGAAAAUGGAAACAAAGUUCAAAAAACAGAAAGAUUUGAUUGACGAGGAAUUACGAGACACGAAAGAUACUUCAAAGGAAAUGGCAAAGGAAAUCAUUCAGUUAAAGACCAAACUUGCAAAGGUUCAGUCUGGAUAUACCUCUGUAAAACUUGAUUACGAAGCCGCAAACAAACAAAUCGAAUAUCAAAACAAAGAACUUGACGUUUUUAAAACUCAGUCGUCGGUUUUAAAAAGAAACGCCAGUCUGACAACACGGGAGUAUAAUACUAUGAAAGAAGAACUACGUACCGUUGAAGAAAUAUUGGACGACACUCGAAAGCUUGGGUUUGAAACUGUUUUUGAUGAAAGAAAAGAUCUCCGUCGUAAGGAGCGAAAACUUAUUCAGCGAAUCGAUGACUUAGAGUUGCAACGAGAGGAGCUGCUGAAAGAAAAUCAAGGACUGGAAGAAGAAGUGAACGAAUGUCGACGGCGUAUGGAAACGGCCAUCACUGAACAUCAGAAUCUUCAUUUUGCCAAUAACACGCUGAAGCGAAGAGUGGAAAUAUUGGAGAACGCAAACUUAGAAUUAGACAGAAAAAGCAGGUUUAUGUUUGACACAGGCAAAAAAGGCGUGGUUGUUACUAUGGGUGAUGAAAAUGCCAAAAUCGCCGAAAAGGAAAAGCAUUCACUGUUUGCAAAAGUCCGAUACCUCGAACAACAGAACCGUCGGCUUGUGAGAAAAAUACACGAGCUCGAAAACAAUGAUGACUUCGAAGAAAAUAUAACGGUGUAUUCUUUUAGAGCAAGCCGCAGCAAGAAAGAUAACAUUAUCCACGCUGAUAUGCCAGCACUAAGUGGGGCCGGCGUAAGAACUUCCUACCGAAAGAAAAUGAAGACUGCAAAGUCGUUCCCGUCUUCACAUUAAACUUUUUAUUCUCCUUGUCCUGCAGACAUUGUUAUUGUUCUUUAUUUUUGUAUACUUUAACUUUCGUAAAGUUUGUGACGAAUUGUUUUUUUAUGCGUGACAUGAAUUUUUAAUUGUUUCUAAGGUCAAUAUAUCCACGCACUUUGUUUUGUAUAUGGAUUUUGUGCCGUUAUAAAAACUGAUACAUGUACUGCACAAAUAUGUUAUGAGGUUAAAUUUGCUGAUAUGUUUGGAUUAUGCUUGUUUG